This is a messenger RNA of Fraxinus pennsylvanica, 1209 nucleotides long. The record is from the annotation of a GenBank genome assembly. Lineage: Eukaryota; Viridiplantae; Streptophyta; Magnoliopsida; Lamiales; Oleaceae.
AUGAAUAGGGUUCGUGUUAAUUCAUCUCCCGACUUAGGUCCUUCUUCGUCUACAGUCAAACAAUCCUACGAUGAUUCGGCAUUAGAGGGUGUGGCAGCACACUUAAAAUUACUGUUAAAACUGAUCCAAGAUCAUAAAGAUGCCUGUAGUAAAGAGCAAAAUGAUAGCCGGAGAAUGCUAAGAGUGGCUACAAUGAUGACAAUUCUUGAUAAUGUUAGAACCAGAAUCCAAAAAUGUCAAUCUUUUGGUAACAGAAAAUCAGAACUUCGCCGAUGCAACACGGAUCUCAGGCCAAACUGUAUUCCAAAGGACAAGAGACCACCCGAGGCAAUAACCGACGAGAAAGAAAGGCUAAGAAAACAACUAAGCGCAAGCUUAGCAGCGCGAAAAAGCCUGGAAAUUAUGUGUUCUAGUUUGGGAAAAGAGAAAGAGAUUAUGGCAGCAGAACUUUAUAGAAAGGUUCAAGAAUUGAACGAAAUGGAAGAACUUGUUAAUGAACUCAAAGCAAGAAAUGGAACAUUGCUGGAAAAAGUACAAAGUUAUGCAAAUAGAUCAUGUGUUGGAGAUUAUCAAGCACAGCAGAUCGUAGACCUCAACGAGCGUAGCAAGGAGUUAUCGGAUAAAUUGCUGAGAUCCCUCGAGGGUUAUCGGUCUGUGAAGAGGAAGCUUAGGGGAAUGCAAGAAGAAAAUAUGGUAAUGCGCGCAGCAAUGGAUGAAAUGGGGGCCAAAGUUAAAACAAGUCUCGAUAGGGUUCGGAGCUUUAAGGAACGUAUAUCGUCUGGUUAUGCCGAGAGUGAUGAUAUAAAAGAAGAAAUUAUUGUUUUGGAGGAUAUGUUUGAGAGUUUCCAACAUGAAGGGAAAUGCAUUGAUGUUAAAGGAGAGAUCAGUGCUUCCUCCGAGACCGUCACCAUCGAGAUCGCGUACCGGCGUCGACAGCAAUCUGCCCGCCUUCUCUUUGCAGCGAACACGCCAGAGAUCUAUUGCGUAGCUGCUGCGACGGCUUCGUCCUUGCAGCAAUCUGUGAAGCCCCUGUGGUGGCGGCGACAGUUUAAUGGUAUUAGUGGCGCUGGUGUGUUGUUGCUUUGUGGGGCUUUGUUGGUGGUGGCAGCGGUGCAUCUAUAUAGGGUGGGCUGUGUUGAUGGCGGUGUGGCACGAGGUGGUGUGAGGUGGUGGUGUGCGUUGGGGUGCGAGGUGGUGGUGGCGACGUAG